Molecule: messenger RNA, 243 nt
Organism: Penicillium chermesinum
Lineage: Eukaryota; Fungi; Ascomycota; Eurotiomycetes; Eurotiales; Aspergillaceae
Exons: 3
Coding region: 1-243 (80 amino acids)
Source: RefSeq, a predicted model, not a curated record
AUGCCUCUCGUCGUACCCGGGAUCAACUCUUCGCUGGGCGAUAAGUCCGAGUGGGUCAACAAGUUGAUGGGGAAGAAGAUCAGCGAUUCAACUCGCGACGAGACUACGUUUGCAAAGACAGAUCUCCCCAAGAGCCAUCGCAUCGUGAAAUCCGGUGACAUGCUGACUACGGACCACGACCCUAAUAGACUCACCGUCCAUACCGGUGAUGAUGGGACCGUGCAGAACGUGACCUACGGUUAA